UGGACGCCUACCGCCGCCUCCGGCUGGGCGCCCGGCCGCAUCGACGUCAUGGGCGGCAUUGCCGACUACUCGGGUUCACUUGUGCUCCAGCUGCCGACGCCCGACCGCGGCAACCUCGCGUUUGUGGCCCGCAGUCCUACCGACACCGGCUGCGAGCCUCAUCUCUGUGCCUCAUCGACCUGCGCCGAGCCAGCAUCGUUUGCCCUCCCGAUUGCAAGCCUGGUCGAGUGCGCCUCGCCCUCUGACGUCCGCAGCGCACUCGCCGCUGCCGCCGCACCACGUUGGGCCAUGUAUGCGCUCGGCGUCGUCGGCCUCCUCCACGCCGAGUCGUGGAUCGAUCUCGGCGCUGAGCCGGGCGCAGACCUGCUGCUGGCCAUCGCAUCGAACCUGCCACAGGGGAAGGGCCUGGCGUCGUCGGCCUCGGUCGAGGUUGCGGUUGCCAAGGCCUGCGUCGCCGCCUUUGGCGCCGCCCUCGACGACAAGGCCCUCGCCCUCCUGUGCCAGCGAGUCGAGAACUUUGUCGUCGGCGCCCCGUGUGGCAUCAUGGACCAGCUUGCCUGCGCGCUUGGCGCGCCCGGAGCGCUCCUCGCCAUCGUCUGCCGGCCGGCCCAAAUUGACGGCCUCGUUGCUAUCCCGCCCGGCCUCACCGUCAUCGACGUCGACUCGGGCGCAUCCCACGAGCUCGCCGACUCCGGCUCGGCCUAUACCGUCGUUCGCGCCGCCGCGUUCAUCGGCGCCAAGCUCCUCGGCGUCUCCUGUCUCACCGCCGAUGUCACCGUUGCGCAGCUUGACGCUCUUCUGCCGACCCUCCCCGAGACUCUCGAAGCCGACGGCUUUGUCGCCCGCUUUGGCAGCCUCGACGCGCACCUCGACGCCGGCGUCACCCCACUCGAGGCCGGCGUCGCCUAUCCGGUCCGAGCCUCGGUCGCCCAUGCCGUCCGCGAGCACCAGCGGGUUCGCCUCUUCCGGCAGCUGCUGGCGACUCCUGUCCCGGCCGCCGAGACUAAGGCGCUGCUCGGCGAGCUCAUGCUCGCCUCGCACGCCUCCUACACCCGCCUCGGCCUCGGCAGCGCUGCCACCGACGCCAUCGUCACCCGCGCCGUCGCGCUCCCCGGCGUUUGGGGCGCAAAAGUCACCGGCGGCGGCGGCGGAGGUGUGGUCGCUAUCCUCUGCGACGAUCAUGCCGUCGAGCUUGUCCGCUCUUCGUUUUCCUAA
This is a messenger RNA of Thecamonas trahens ATCC 50062, 1215 nucleotides long. RefSeq lists its product as uncharacterized. NCBI's taxonomy places the organism in Eukaryota, Apusomonadida, Apusomonadidae. The coding region runs from base 49 to 1215 and encodes 388 amino acids. Gene Ontology annotation, cellular component: cytosol; cytoplasm. Gene Ontology annotation, biological process: galactose metabolic process. Gene Ontology annotation, molecular function: ATP binding; galactokinase activity. The record is from RefSeq and is a predicted model, not a curated record. The transcript has a single exon.